AUGUGUAGCAAGAAGCCGUCAGUUGUAGUCACGGAUGGCUGUGAUUCAAUGAAAGCUGCAAUCAAGUAUGUUUUUCUGGAGGUAACACAUCGAUUGUGUGCUUGGCAUAUGGAGAAGAACGUAACCACUAAUGUGAAGGAAGAGAGACUGCGGCAAUGUUUCACCCGGUGGCUGUACUCAGAUAUGAAAAUAGAUGAAUUUGAGGCUGAGUGGGAUGAUGCCAUUGAAGAGUAUGGGUUGCAAAAUAGUUUUUGGGCCAAAGAAACUUUUCAGAAGAGGAUGAUGUGGGCUAAUGCGUAUCUACAAGACAAGUUUUGUGAUGGUUUUCGGACAACAUCCCGGCACAGUCUCCUUGAUAUGGUUCAAAAUUUGGAGUUGGUCAUGCGAGAGUACCGAAAUAAAGAAUUACUUGCACAAUUUAGAUCAUUUCAUGGGAUGCCGGUAAUGACAACUUGUUUGGAUCCUCUUGAAAAGUAUGCUACAGAUGUAUACACACGGGAGAUAUUCAUUGAUGCGAAGAAGGAAAUAGUGGGUGUCGGUGCAGUUAAUUUUUUAGCCAAGAUUAGACGUUCUACCACAAUGGUGUACACAUUAGAGGAAUAUGGCGACCCAGGUAGAGAGAUCUUGGUGUUGUACGAUAGGAUUCCUGAAAGGUUGGUUCUGAAGAGGUGGUGCAAGGAUGCAAAGUCAUUGGAUAAAUAUGCCGAGAUAACGGAAGUUGGUAGUGAAAGGGGUUUCUUGUUGCGCCAUGGAGCACUUCAUGCAGUCGCACAGUGGAUGCUAUAUGUUGGAGCUAGGAUCCCAUCAUCAUUCACACAUGCGCUUAACGGUCUCCAUACACUCUGCCAGGAACUGGAUAGCUACCAUGAAAAUGUCCGUCAGAAGAAAGCAAACGAUACGGUUGAUUUACAUGACCCUGAUGUGGUGAAGACUAAGGGUGCCCCUCGUGUUAGAAGGCAGGCCGGAAGGAUGAGGCGCUGCACCUGUUGCCGGAAAACAGGGCACACAAAACGGCACUGUAAUGCAGACCGUGCCUUUGUCCGAUUCGACAAGGGCAACAAGGGUGAUCCUAAACCUAACAAAUUGGCUAUGCAGGUAGAGUUAGAGGAAUCGGGUUCCAAGAAUAGAUUAAAAGAUGAAAUACCUGCUGCAACUGGGUGUAAUGAGACUAUGGAAUCUGACAGGAACGUGAGAAGUAACACAAAUGAGUUACUAACACAGCUGAUGACUCAAAUAAUUGAUAUCAGUGCAAGACUGGGUUCGAGGCUCCCAGCAUAA
Molecule: messenger RNA, 1278 nt
Organism: Arachis ipaensis
Lineage: Eukaryota; Viridiplantae; Streptophyta; Magnoliopsida; Fabales; Fabaceae
Source: RefSeq, a predicted model, not a curated record